AUUGUCAAUAAAUUACUACUUUUAUUGCACAUGAAUAUCCGGUUAAGUUUUUGGGGUGUUGGUAGGCACUUCCUGUGCAAACGUGGAAACUGUCAAACUUAUAGAGAAACGAAUAAGUGAAAUGAAAAACAAUGUUGUCUGUAUUAAAAAAGAAUUGGUUCUUGAUUGGAAUAAUUGUAGUGAUAAGUUUAGCUAAAUUCGCUCCUGAAAUUGGAUCUAAAGGAGGAGUUUUAAUGCCCGAGAUAACAGUGAAAUAUAUUGCAGUCUUCAUAAUUUUCUUCAAUAGUGGAAUUUCAUUGAAAAGUGAGGAUUUGGGAAGAGCAUUAUUGCAGGUCAAAGUUCAUGUCUUUAUUCAAGGCUUUACCUUCAUUUUGUUUCCAGUAAUAAUAUUUGCUUUAGUUGGCUUUUUGAGCAUUGCAGAAUUCAACCAACAAGUUUUAGAAGGAUUGAAGAUAUUGAGUUGUUUACCACCACCCGUGUCUUCAGCAGUUAUCCUUACAAAAGCAGUUGGUGGCAAUGAGGCUGCAGCUAUUUUCAACUCAGCAUUUGGAAGUUUUCUUGGUAUAGCAGUCACCCCAACACUUAUAUUAGCUUUAGUAGGAUCAAAGGCUGCUGUCCCUGUAGCAUCUAUAUUUUUACAACUUACAGCAACUGUUGUUUUACCAUUAAUCAUUGGCCAAUGGAUAAGACGAUAUUUAGCUAACUUUAUUAACCUAAAAAGUGUUCCCUGGGGCCAGAUAGGAAGUGGGGUUUUACUUCUCAUUAUCUAUGCAACAUUCUGUGAUACGUUCUCCCAGGAAUCGAUAGAUGUUGAUCCAUCAAGUUUCUUCAUUACUGUAAUAUUAAUUAUCUGCAUACAGUUGUGUUUACUAUACAGUGUGUUUACAUUCAGCAGUAGUAGAUUGUUUCAUUUUUCACGCAGUGACACUGUUGCUUUAAUGUUUUGUUGUACACACAAAUCACUUACUUUAGGAAUUCCAAUAAUAAAAAUCAUAUUUGCCGACUCAGCAAGUCUGUCAUUAAUUACCAUACCUUUACUAGUGUAUCAUCCGACACAAAUACUCCUAGGUGGACUUCUAGUGCCGUCAGUACGAUCAUGGAUGCUUAGUGGACCAAGAUCGGGUGAAGAAAAUUUGGAAGACGGGGAUUAUUUAGCUACUCAGUCUGAUAGUGAUGGUGUAGCAGUCUAGGAAAACAGUGGAAGGGAAGAGCGUACCACUAUGAAGUUUGCAAGAUUAGUGAGAGGGGGUUUUAAAUGCAAUGCUGACAUGAUAUUUUACAUAACUGCACAGUGGGUCACAUUGAUGGGCCAUUGCCAUUAUUAUAGAACCAGGUCAGCUUACACUUCUGUGCUGUCUGGCCAGGCUCCAUGCUGCUGGUUCCUUAUUUUUGCUUUAAAUUUUAUGAUAUUAACAUCCCUAAA
Molecule: messenger RNA, 1423 nt
Organism: Ruditapes philippinarum (Manila clam)
Lineage: Eukaryota; Metazoa; Mollusca; Bivalvia; Venerida; Veneridae
Product: sodium/bile acid cotransporter 7-like
Exons: 12
Coding region: 132-1190 (352 amino acids)
Cellular component (GO): plasma membrane
Source: RefSeq, a predicted model, not a curated record